AUGCAAGUGCAUUAUAUUUUGCGUUCUGGGCUGCUUUUUAUCAUUCUGCAUUUGGUCAUUGUUGAAAGCAAACCACCUAGUUCCACUACGGCCUGCUGUCAUAAAGAAACCCUAUCCAGAGUGAUUGACAUCCUCUUCAUCAAGGCCAUGAGAUUCAAAGCAUCUGUACCAGCAGACAGCAUCAAAAACACAAAGCUGCUAAAAAAGAAAACCAAAAGUCUGUUCAUGAAAAGCUGCCAAUUUCGAGAGCAACUGCUUUCCUUUUUCAUGGAAGACGUUCUUGGGCACCUUCCGUUUCCAUCAAACAAAGAGAUGGGCUUCAUUGACGACUUUCGUAGUUUUGGAAAGAAACUGAAUUACUGUGCCCUCUUUAACAAAAGUUAUCUGUUUCUGGUUGCCUUCUCAGUUUCCCUGUGCUCCAAACACUGGGAGAUGAAGCCCAUUACCAGGAUUAAGGCAGUAUUUUACAAGAUUGGAAACAAGGGAGUCUUCAAAGCCAUCAGUGAACUUGAUAUCCUUUUUCCCUGGAUAAAAAAUUACCUAGAUGGCAUUAAAUAA
Messenger RNA from Phascolarctos cinereus (koala), 558 nucleotides. It is a transcript of the gene IL26, whose product is annotated as interleukin 26. Lineage: Eukaryota; Metazoa; Chordata; Mammalia; Diprotodontia; Phascolarctidae. The record is from RefSeq and is a predicted model, not a curated record.